Enterobius vermicularis (human pinworm) is the source of this 2136-nucleotide messenger RNA. The record is from the annotation of a GenBank genome assembly. NCBI's taxonomy places the organism in Eukaryota, Metazoa, Nematoda, Chromadorea, Rhabditida, Oxyuridae.
AUGGGGGAUAGCGACGAUGAAUACCAUAGGAGAGGGCGUGACAAAUUUACCCGCGAAAGGAAUGAUUAUUCCGAUCGCCCACGGCAGAGGGAUUAUGACUUUGACAGGCGUGGUGAUGGACACCAGUACUCUAAUGGUUCCUCUUUGAAGCGUUCUUCUUCUACGCGCCGUGAUGAUUACGGUGGGGGAAAUAAGAGGAGUCGCAUAGAUAGUUCAUCGGAUUCGUACGACCCUAUAAUUCGUCCGGCAGAAGAAUCACCUCCAAGAGUAAUGAUGACAUUCAAGAAGUUUUUGGCUACUCAGGACGACAAUAUUACCGACGAGGACGCAAUCGCAAAGUACUCGGAGUACAAGAUGGAGUUCAAGCGACAGGAACUACAAAAGUUCUUUGACGCUCACAAAGACGAAGAGUGGUUCCGUUUAAAAUAUCAUCCUGAUGAUAGCGGCAAGCGGAAAGAAGAACAAAAGAAAAAUUUAUUGCGACGGCUGGAAAUUUUUGAAGAAAUGCAGAACAAAGGUGUCAUAGACAAAAUCCAUGUUGAUUUUGAUUGUGCUGCUGACAUUAUACGCGUUAUGGACACUUUAGUUGUCAAGCUUGAAGGAGGUACUGAUGAAGAUGUUAACGCAUUACAGAAUGAGAAGAUUGAUGAUGAGUCUGUUAUCGAGUUAGGAAAGGAAAAGAGUGAAGAAAAGAAUGAAACAGUUGAUGAAAGCAGUGAAACAAAAAAAGGUACUAAUGAGGAACUAACUAACGAAGAUGGAGUGGUAAGUGAUUCAGACGGCGAGCGGAAGACAGGUGAAGAAAACAACGAAGAGCCAAAGGAAGCAAGGCAGAAGAAGAAAAUGUUGUUGCACAAGACUUCAAGCAUUUUUCUUCGUAAUGUUGCACCUAGUAUAACUAUGCAAGAAAUCGAAGCCGUUUGUAUGCGUUUUCCUGGUUUUUUGCGUGUUGGCAUGGCCGAUCCGUUACCGGACCGAAAAUUUUUUCGCCGUGGCUGGGUGACUUUCCGAAGAGAUGUAAAUAUCAAGGAAAUAUGCUGGAAUUUAAAUAACUUCAGGGUUCGUGAUUGCGAUCUGGGAGCUAUUGUUAAUAGAGAUUUGGCGCGUCGAGUACGUUCUGUGAAUGGUAUUACAGGUCACAAGCAAGUGGCUCAAAAUGAUCUUCAGCUAGCAGCGAAACUCGUAACUGUUUUUGACAAAAAGGCAAAUAUUUAUCAACCGGAGAAAGAGGAACAGGAGGGUGUUUUUGGAAUGGAUCCAGUAGGUAGAAGUCGCAACCCAUUGCUAAAAAAUAUAACCGAUUUCUUAAUUGAAGAGGCCAGUGCCGAAGAAGAAGAGCUUUUAGGCCUUUCUUCAGCUGGUGAUUCUGAUGAGGACCAAAAAAUCCGUUUUCAACGAGAUGAUACGUUACUUAAAAAGUUAGAUAGGAUUAUUUUAUAUUUACGUAUUGUGCACUCUGUUGAUUUCUAUAAUCACGGCGAAUAUCCCAACGAGGACGUGAUGCCAAACAGGUGUGGCAUGAUGCAUGUUCGCGCUGCCCCGCCAUCUCCGUCUCAGUGGGGUACAGAUGAGGGUGGGAAGACUUUAGUCUCUCAAAAAUUUGUCAACGACUUUAUUGCUCAAUUCACUGUCUAUAUCAACAAUGCAUUGCUUAAGGUUGAAAGUUUUAUCCAAGCAAAUUCGGUAGAACUGGCAAAAGAUAAGUGGCUUUGUCCUCUUUCUGGAAAGAAAUUUAAAGGACCAGAAUUUAUAAGAAAGCACUUGACUUCGAAACACCAAGAAAAACUCGAUCAAGUGAGACAAGAGACUAUUUUUUUCAAUAAUUAUUUGGCCGAUCCCAAACGUCCUCAACCUGCUGAAGUGAAGCCGCAACCUGCUCCACAGCCCGCAACCACUCAAAGGGAGGAACGUAGAGAGCGAGAAACUUUUGAAGACCGCAGAUUCAGUGGUCGUUCCGGAGGGUAUAGCGACCGGAACCGUGGUUAUAACGGUGGCGGACGUUAUGGGGGUUCUUAUGGGAGCCGUGGUUAUGAAAACCGUGGCCCUCCAAGGUAUUACGAACAGCCUUCAGGCAGGCGGGAACCUCGUGAACCAAUUUCUUACAAGGAUCUCGACGCACCGGAAGACGUAUUCUGA